AUGUCUUCGAGAGGAGCUGCAUUUGUAUCACUUCUCCUCGUGACAUGUUUCUUCGCUGGAGAAUGCUCCAACGCGGGAGACAGGGAAAGGGAAGCAUACGUCACUCUGGUGACAACUCCGAAUUACAUAAUCGGAGCAGAGGUUCUUGCCAAGUGUCUGCGACAUGUGGGAGCAACGAGAUAUCUGGUAGCGCUUGUUGGACCCCUGCUGGACAUGAACGAUGAGCAGCGUCUCAAGGCAGCAGGGUUGAUAACAAGAAGGGUUGAGGAUAUACAAAUCUUCGAGAUUGUUGAAUUGCUGGACCGGCCAUACUUUAACACCACAUUUAACAAACUGCAUGUUUUUGGUCUGUUCGAUGAGUACGACAAGGUGGUUUUUCUUGAUGCUGAUGUGUUGGUGCUCAAGAACAUCGACGAGCUCUUCGACGUUGACAUCUCAACUGGUUAUCCCUUUGCUGCUGCUCCAGAGAUCAUGCCGCCAGACAGGUUCAACACUGGAGUUCUUGUCGUUGCUCCUUCCAAGGAGGGCUUGUUGAACGAGUUCUAUCCUCAUUGGUUCAGUCAGGAUAGCUCCCAUCGCCUUCCCUUCAUCUACAACACACUGCAGACUGUUGCGUCCUACUACAGCCCGGCAUGGGAGAUGCUGAAAGAAGAUAUAAAGGUCCUACACUUUGCAGGAGACGAUCUGAUGAAGCCAUGGUCGUUCGAGGGCUCCCUUCCUCCGUCCCUUGGCGUUUUCCUCUUCCUAUGGCAGAGCAUCGCGAGGCGAGUGUCGUUGUGGCAGGUUCGAGCUGAGAAUCUUCUGAGCAGAACUCCAGCUGGAGGGGACAUUGGCCUUCACUUCAAGGUGCUCAACGUGACAGAUCCAGAAGAAGUCAACGCGCUGUUUAGGAAUAGGAUUAUAUGA
This is a messenger RNA of Guillardia theta CCMP2712, 906 nucleotides long. RefSeq lists its product as hypothetical. The coding region runs from base 1 to 906 and encodes 301 amino acids. The transcript has 12 exons. NCBI's taxonomy places the organism in Eukaryota, Cryptophyceae, Pyrenomonadales, Geminigeraceae. The record is from RefSeq and is a predicted model, not a curated record. Gene Ontology annotation, molecular function: glycosyltransferase activity.